AUGCCACCUCGUAAAGCGUCCACCACAGCCGCUCCAGCGCCAGCUGCGGCAAUCGGCACUGGAAGGGGUGUCAAGCGAAGUGCAGCAGCCGCUUCGGUCGAGCCCGAGAGCAAAGUGACUGCCACUCGAGAGGUGAAAGCUAAACGAGGAGCUUCCAAGAAUGUACUCAAGAAUGCACCUGCAGCACCUGUAGUAUCCGCAACUAUCACGACGGAUGUGGAGAUGAUGCCAGUGGAGCAGGAGGAGGAGGAGGAAGUUGCUCGACCUGCGAGCAGAAAAGGCAGAGCGUCUUCCACUGCUCCAACUUCUCAAGCUCCUGUUAAACAACAAAGCAGGACUCGAGCGGCCUCUCAGCAGCCUGCCGGAACAUCUAAAGCUGCCGCUUCACUCAAGUCGCUUCGCCAAUUUGUGCCCGUAAUCGGCAUGAAUGCGCUCCCUCAACCCAUCGUCCAAACAGGCAGCUCAUCCUCUUCGCCCGUGCAGGUCUUUGUGUUCGGUACAGGAGACAUGGGACAGAAUGGAUUGGGAGAAGAUGCGCUUGGAGAGAUUGUCAGACCGAGACUGCACGUGGGAUUCAACGAGAUGAAUGCGCAAAAGAAGAUUGGAUCGCUUGGUAUUGAACAGAUUGCCGCGGGUGGAAUGCACACCCUGGCAGUGGAUAAUCUCGGAAGGGUACGUAGGUCGUGUUCCGGAGAGGACUGUGCACAGAUCCACAUUAGCUCAUGCAGCGUCUCGCCUGCGCAAUACCUCACGCCCAGAUUUUGACGUGGGGCAUCAACGACAACGCAGCACUCGGACGAUCUACGACUCGUCAGCCUGGUGUAGACGCGGAAGUGUACGAGACUCGGCCCAUGCCUGUGGAAGGGUUGUCACCGGAUGGCAAAGGCUUGCUACCUGGACCAUUGCCUCUUGGAGGUACAGAGGGACAGGUGGAGACUUUCAGAGCUGUUCGCAUUGCUGCUGGAGACAGCGUCAGUGCCGCUUUGAAUAGCAAUGGCGAGGUCAGGGUAUGGGGAAGCUUCAGGGUUAGUGAUGCUGCAGCGCGAGUAGCGCACACUUGCGAGACUGACACUGCUUCCACUUUGACUUUACAGUCCAACGAUGGUCCUAUGGGCUUCGAUGGCAGAACCGGCACAGUCAAGAUGCAAUUCACCCCAGUCUCGUUGCCAGGUCUGGGCAAGAAUUCAUUCUGCGAGAUUGUAUGCGGCGCGGACCACGUGGUUGCGCUGACCAGCAAGGGCCACGUCUACACGUGGGGUAAUGGCCAGCAGUACCAACUUGGACGAAGGAUCAUCGAAAGGUUCAAGAUCAAUGGAUUGACGCCCGAAAAGCUUCACCUCAAGGAUAUUGUGCACGUCGGAGCUGGAGCUUAUCACUCCUUUGCCAUCGACAAGAACGGCAACGUGCUAGCUUGGGGGCUCAACAGUCUGAACCAGCUGGGCAUUGAAUCGGAAUCUCAGACCGACUUUAUUCCCAUGCCUACCGUCGUUCCUACACUCUCGCCGGUCCAACUAGGAGGAGCCAAAGUGGUCUCUGUCACGGGAGGCGAGCAUCAUUCGCUAUUUCUGCUCUCUGAUGGCAGGGUGUUUGGGACGGGACGAUGCGACGGGUGCGAACUAGGCUUGGCAGAUGAUCAUCCGGCCAAGUUGGAAGUGUUGCAAAGGCGAGAAGAGUGGAAGGCUAAACGAGAAGCGCAAUUGGCUCAGGAGAUGGUAGAGUGGCAAAAGAGGAUGGAGGAGAAGCGACUUCGACAGGAAGCUGCUGGGGAUGGAGGGGGGGUGAUGGGUAUGGUGAUGAGUCAGGGAGACAUGCAACCUACGCUAGGUCCUCCUCCCGACGAGUACGUCCCGCGUCCCGUCCACAUUCCUUUCCCACCCUCUCCCGUGGAUGGCAAACCGACGAGGAUCGUCAAGAUUGUUGCUGGACCCAGGUUCAACAUUGCUGUCGCGGCAGAUGGAACGCCUUACUCUUGGGGAUUCGGAAAUCAGGCGCAGUUGGGACAGGGAGAUGAAGAGGUCGUCGUCACGCCUACGCCUAUCAGAUCCAAACAGUUUGCUGGGUACAAGGCGGUCGAUGCCACGGCUGGCGGACAACACUGCGCUUUGCUUGCUGUCAAGGCUGCUUGA
Ceraceosorus bombacis is the source of this 2126-nucleotide messenger RNA. The record is from the annotation of a GenBank genome assembly. NCBI's taxonomy places the organism in Eukaryota, Fungi, Basidiomycota, Exobasidiomycetes, Ceraceosorales, Ceraceosoraceae.